This is a messenger RNA of Drosophila gunungcola (fruit fly), 4854 nucleotides long. It is a transcript of the gene mus101, whose product is annotated as DNA topoisomerase 2-binding protein 1-A. The record is from RefSeq and is a predicted model, not a curated record. Bases 188 to 4588 code for a protein of 1466 amino acids. The transcript has a single exon. Gene Ontology annotation, biological process: mitotic G2 DNA damage checkpoint signaling; DNA replication initiation; mitotic DNA replication checkpoint signaling. NCBI's taxonomy places the organism in Eukaryota, Metazoa, Arthropoda, Insecta, Diptera, Drosophilidae.
CUCGCAGCCAGCGUUGCCGGACAGCUCGAUCCCGCGUUGCCAACGAAAGCAAAGCCAGCGUUGCCAUCUCACACAAAGCAACAACAAACGGCGCCAAAAAAGCGUAAGCAAACUGGGAAAAAAGUGCGAAAACCAAGGCAUUUCGCUGCGAAAAACGGAGCACAUCACACACACACACGCCGCCAUCAUGAGCAUGAGCAUGGACGAGUCCAUCUGUGCGUACUUCGUGAACAACCAGAAGCCGGGCGAUGCAGGCGGUGGCGGAGCCGUCCAGGAUUUGGACACCCUGGAGCAAUUCGAGGCGGCGCGGGAACUUCUGGGCCAGCAGCUGGCCGAGACCCAAAUCCGGCAGAUAAAGCCCAGCGAGGGCUAUCCCCUGAUAGCCGCCGGCAAGCUGACCAAAAAGGAUGUCUUCGUGCUGGCCCAAUUCGAUGGUGAUUUCUUCGAGCAACUGCAGCAGACGCGGGCCCUGAUCCUGGGACCACCCUGCCUGAUAACAUGCCUGCGCCGCGAUGAGCCCAUACCGCUGGGCAGCAGUGCCAUCUACACCACGGCCAUGCGGGAUCUGCAGGUCUCGGCCACGGGGAUAACGCCCCAGAAGAAGGAGGAGCUGAGCAGACUCAUCCACUGGAUGGGCGGUGCCUACUUCCAGAGUUUCGGCCACCGCACCACCCAUCUCAUAUCGAACACCAUCAAGUCCAGCAAGUACGAGCAGGCCACACUGAACGGCGUGCCCGUGAUGCAUGUCGACUGGGUGCAGUACGUCUGGGACCAGAGUCGACGCAGCCAGCGCGAGGGGAUCAGGGCCACGGAUGCCGACUUUGACAAGUACCGGCUGCCCAUCUUCUUUGGGGCCAACAUCACAUGCAGCGGCCUGGAUGUGGCGCGCAAGGAUCAGGUGAUGCGGCUGGUCAACGAGAAUGGCGGCAUCUACCAUCGUGCCUUUCGCUCCCAGGUGGUGGACAUUGUCAUCACCGACCAAUCGAAGACGGACACCGAGAAGUACAAGGCGGCGGUGCGCUACAAGAAGGAUAUCCUGCUGCCGGAGUGGAUAUUCGAUAGCUCACAACGCGGCUAUGCCCUGCCCACCAAGGACUACGAGGUACGGCCGGGCAAGAAGGCCUCCACCCCGAACAAGAGCACUCGCAUGUCCGCCACGCCCGCGGCGGAUCAGACGCAAUUGUCGGAUCUCUCCAGGAUCAGUUUCGUUUCCGGCUCGCGACGCAUGGGCAGCGAUCUGACCACCGUCAACGAAUCCAUCAGCAGCCUGCCCGGCAAUUCGCCCGCCAAGGAUCUGCUCCGGCAGGCCACCACCACCAGCAGCAGCAGCAGCAGCAGUGGUCGGAGCUAUCAGCAGGUGCUGGCCGAGAUUUGUCCGCGGCAGGCGAAGAAGGCGGGCGCCUUCCUCGACGGCUGCUGCGUGUACUUAAGUGGCUUCCGGCCGGAGGAGCGGGAGAAGCUCAACAGGGUACUGAACACGGGCGGAGCCAUGCGCUACGACGAGGCCAACGAGGGUGUCUCGCACAUCAUUGUGGGCCAACUGGAUGACGGCGAGUAUCGGCAGUGGCAGCGCGACGGUCUCAUGGGUUCGGUGCAUGUGGUGCGGCUGGACUGGCUGCUGGAGAGCAUUCGUGCUGGCCGCGUGGUCAGUGAGCUGGUGCAUCGCGUGUCGCUGCCGCAGAAUCGCGAACCCGAUGUGGCCUCGCCAGCGAGCAAGCGAACGCUGCGCUCCAUGAAUCACAGCUUCAAGCAGCCCACGUUGCCCAUCAAAAAGAAGCUCUUCGAGCAGGAGCCGGAUCACCAGGAGCAGCAGCAGCAGCAGCAGCAACAGCAGGAACAGGAGCAGCAGGAUCAUGACCUCCUGCUCGAUCAGUACUCGCAGGAUCAGGGUGCUGUGGCCCAAUUGCCGCCGGUGGACAUCAGUCUACUCCACCCAGCAGCCAGUUCCACUCAAAUGGAGAUAUGCCAGCGCAAGUCCGUGCUCCCCGAUCCCCAUCCACAUCCACAUCCCCAUCCUCAUCUCAGUUCCAAUCCUGCCGGCGCCGCCGCUCUGCCAUUGCCCGAUCUCAGUGCCAGCUCGCUGGCCAUUGACUACGACAAGCUGGACUACUUUACGGGCAUCUCCGUGUACGUGCACAAGGAGUGCUUCAAUGCGGAGUUUUACAACCAAAUGCUGACCGAGUGUGAGGCUGCCCAGGGUCUGUUGGUCCCCUCGAGCUUCGCGGACGAGGUGGACUUUGCCAUUGUCAGCUUCGAGGUGGCCUUCGACACCGCAGACCUGCCCGUCAAGGCGCGCCAUGUGGUCACCGAGCUGUUCCUCGAGAGCUGCAUGAAGAAGAACGAGCUGCUGCCCCUCGAAUAUUACCACAAACCAGUGCCAGCCACUGCCCUGCGUAUGCCGCUCAAGGGCAUGACCAUUGUGGUGUCCACCUAUGCGGGCUUGGAGCGGGAUUUCAUCAAUGCGACAGCCGAGCUGCUGGGCGCCAGUGUCAACAAGACCUUCAUCAAGAAGGAGAAACCCCUGCUGGUGUGUCCCACGGCCGAGGGCUCCAAGUACGAGGGAGCCAUCAAAUGGCAAUAUCCCGUGGUCACAUCCGACUGGCUGGUGCAGUGCGCCCGCACGGGCCACAAGUUGCCCUAUGCGGCUUAUUUGGUGGGCAAGAGUCCCGAGGAUUUUCCCAUCUCGCCGCGUUUGCGGGAGAGCAAUGCCGUCCGUACGCCCAGAAGACAGGAGGUGACGGUGGCCGCACCAGAGGUCACCAUGCAGCAGGAAGAGGAGGAGGUGGAGAACCAGCCUGCAGCCCCAGAAGUUACGCCACUGCGCAACAAGAGGGUUUCCGAGCUGGCCGGGAUUCCCGGGGGCAGCGCUCGCCAUCGGAACAGCAGCUCCACCACGUCGCCCGAUUCGCCCUGCACGCCACUUAGCCAGGUGGGUGCACCGAACUACAAUCUGGACUUCCUCGAGCAGUUCGUCCAGCGGCUGGACAACGAUGAGGGCAAGGAUUGUGUGCGCCAGAUCAUCCGUGAGAUGCGUGAGAACCAAACACCGGAACUGGAACGCAUACGGCGACAGGCGUGCACACCGGUCAGUCGCAAACAUCCUCGCCCAACACCGGGCAUUCCGGAUUUCUGUCUCACGCCGGAAUUCCAGCAGCGGAUGGCGGAUGAUUUCGAGCGGCGCUGGCGCCUGCCCACCCAGAAAAUCAAGCCCGACACUCCGCUGGCCGUCAUCAGGCAGCGUGUAAUGCGGAUCACAUGCGAAACGCUUGGCAUCGAGUAUGACGAUGUUGAUGCUGAUGCUGAUGCUGAUAAUGAUGUUGGUGGCGCCGGUGGAGGAACAGCACCAGUGGAGGAGCACGAACCGAACAGGUUGCAAAAGAAGAAGCCGCCGGCCAGAAGUCAGGCCACCAAACUGAACUUUGAUAGAUCCCCGAAAACACCCAAGCUAUCGGUGGGCAGGAAGACGCCACUCAGGGUCUCCAUGGGCUCACCCCGUAACCCUGGCACCCAAUCCCCCUUCGUGGCCGGCACACAGAGUCCAGCAGAAGCAUCAUCAGCAGCAGCUACUGCCGCUCCACGCCAAUCCGAAGGAGCCAGCACUCUUAACGAGGAGGGCCAAAGCACCAUUGACUUUGACAAGAUCAGUUUCGAGGAGUCCGCCGCAGCUUCAGUUGCGGUGCCGCCGGAUGUCAAGCAGAUCACGGACUACCUUAAGAACUGCGAGACGCGACGGAACAGCCUGAAGCGAAGCCACGACAGCGACAUGGAGUGUGUGGAGAGCGAGGUGCAAUAUGUGCAGCCCUUUGAGUCCGAGGGCUUCGCCCUGGGCACCGAGGACAUGGUCGACUGGCGCGAUCCCGCCGAGUUCAAUGCGGCCAAGCGGCGAUCGUCGGGCGGUUCGCCCAAGAUGCAGCACAGGGGCACGCCCUGUUUCAGCAUCUCGUGCGGCGACGAUGAUGAGAAGCGAACGGAACUGAUCGAACGGAUCGUCCAGAUGGGCGGCAAGAUGUGCGAGAAUCUGGUGAACUACGAUGAUGCCUGCACCCAUUUGCUAUGCGAGCGUCCGAAUCGCGGCGAGAAGAUGCUGGCCUGCAUUGCCGCUGGCAAAUGGAUCCUCAAUCUGCAGUACAUCGAGCAGUGUCAUGCGCGCGGACACUUCCUGGACGAAUCCCUCUACGAAUGGGGCAAUCCCAAGGCUCUCAAUUUGCCCACUCUGGCGCCGGAGGAGGAACCAAUUGCCGCCGCCGUUCAUCGUUGGCGCACCGAUUUGGAGGCACGCGGUUUGGUUGAGGGGGCCUUCUCCGAUCAUCGCGUAAUCCUCAGCCUGCACGAACGGAGCGGUGUGCCCAUCAGGAAUGUGCUGCGUGCUGGCGGUGCCUGCAUCCUGGAGCCGAGCUCACCGUUCUCCGCCGAUCCCUUGGCCGCCACAGCCACCCAUUGCUUCGUGGACGCCAAGAAGGCGCCGCUGUCGUCCAGGGACAUGGCCCAUCUCCAGCAGAGCGGUGUGCGAGUGCUCAGCCAGAUGUCCAUCAACGCCUAUCUGAUGAACGGCCGGGAUGCCGAUCUCGGCAAGUACGAGCUCAAGUAAUUGGAUAACACACUUAAUGCCGAUCUAAAAUUCAUCACCAAUCACCAUUCUUGUUUAAAUUUUCUCUGUUGUUGCUGUUCCAAAUUGAUACUUUUUAGUUUACGGAAAAGUUGUAAAUUUAAAGCCCUUAGGCUUUUAAAUUUAAAUAUAUAUUAUGAGACAUUCAUUUGUAAUUAUAAUUUUGCAUUUUUUUCUAGUUAAAAUCUAUUUGUUUGAAAACUAUUGAAUAUUUUUUCAAGCAUUAUUUAUAAUCUUUACAUAUAAUA